This is a messenger RNA of Sarcophilus harrisii (Tasmanian devil), 727 nucleotides long. RefSeq names its product orosomucoid 1 (gene ORM1). Lineage: Eukaryota; Metazoa; Chordata; Mammalia; Dasyuromorphia; Dasyuridae. The record is from RefSeq and is a predicted model, not a curated record. The transcript is spliced from 6 exons. Gene Ontology annotation, biological process: regulation of immune system process. Bases 16 to 639 code for a protein of 207 amino acids.
CCAUCCUCCACAGUCAUGCUACUCGGUUGGACCCUUUUCCUCCUGAGCCUUGCGCCUCUGCUCAUGGGUCAGCAGCCAGACUGCGUCAGUGUGACUCCGGCCUUCAAUGACACCAUCCUAGACCAGUUGUCUGGCAAGUGGUACUACAUCGCCUCCGUAUUUGAGUUCCUUCCAUACAAAGAAGAGGCCCAGAGUCUCCAGUCAUCUUUCUUCUAUAUGAUCCCCAAUAAGACAGAAGACAUAAUUCUAGCAAAAGAGUACAAUACCAUUGGUGACAAGUGUGUGUAUCAGGACUUUGAGCUCCCCUUCAACAGAACCAAUGGGACCAUUUUUAAGAUAGACUCAACUAAGCAACAUUCUGCCCAAGUUGCACUGACCCAGGACCUGAAUGCCCUGUAUUUUGUCUACUUUGCAAAUGGAAAAGUUCGUCCAGGAUUGGCUCUUUGUGUUCGGACCCAGAAAGCCUCUGAGGAGCAGCUGAAAGAAUUCCAAAAGAUGGCCAAGUGCCUGGGCUACCAAGAGGAGGCGUUUUUGUUCACGGAUUCGAGCAAGGAUAAGUGUGAGCCAUUGGAGAAGGAGCACAAUCAGAAGGAAAGAAAGGAAGCCAAGGAUGGAUUCAGGACAGAAGAGCUCUCCUAGACCAGAAUGGCCCUGCUCUUCUGGGACUCCCUUGUCAAUCAACCCAGAGACCAGUUAAAUAAACACAAUCACUUUACUCCAAGCCAAA